This is a messenger RNA of Sesamum indicum (sesame), 3491 nucleotides long. It is a transcript of the gene SPS1F, whose product is annotated as sucrose phosphate synthase 1F. Lineage: Eukaryota; Viridiplantae; Streptophyta; Magnoliopsida; Lamiales; Pedaliaceae. Gene Ontology annotation, molecular function: sucrose-phosphate synthase activity; sucrose synthase activity. The record is from RefSeq and is a predicted model, not a curated record. Gene Ontology annotation, biological process: sucrose metabolic process.
AUGGCGGGAAAUGAUUGGAUAAACAGCUACCUGGAGGCGAUUCUCGAUGUCGGACCGGGCAUCGAUGAAGUGAAGUCGUCUCUGCUGCUGAGGGAGAGGGGGAGGUUCAGCCCUACCAGAUACUUCGUCGAGGAGGUGAUCACGGGGUUCGAUGAGACCGAUCUCCACCGCUCCUGGGUCAGAGCGCAAGCGACGCGCAGUCCGCAGGAGAGGAACACGAGGCUGGAGAACAUGUGCUGGAGGAUUUGGAAUUUGGCUCGGCAGAAAAAGCAGCUUGAGGGAGAGGAGGCCCAGAGGAAUGCUAAACGCCGUCUUGAACGUGAAAGAGGUCGCAGAGAAGCAGUUGCUGAUAUGUCUGAAGACCUAUCAGAGGGGGAGAAAGGAGAUGUAGUUGGUGACCUUUCAGCUCACGGUGAAAGCAAUAAAGGCCGCUUGCCUAGAAUUAGUUCAGUUGAUACUAUGGAGGCCUGGGCAAGUCAACAGAAGGGGAAAAAGUUGUAUAUCAUAUUGAUAAGCCUUCAUGGUCUGAUACGUGGCGAAAACAUGGAGCUUGGCCGCGACUCUGAUACUGGUGGCCAGGUGAAGUAUGUUGUUGAACUGGCAAGGGCUUUAGGUUCUAUGCCUGGUGUGUAUCGUGUUGAUUUGCUUACUAGACAAGUAUCAUCACCAGAAGUAGACUGGAGCUAUGGUGAACCCACAGAGAUGCUGCCCCCACCAGAUUCAGAAGGCUUGAUGGAUGAGAUGGGAGAGAGUAGUGGCGCUUAUAUAAUUCGCAUUCCCUUUGGGCCAAAAGAUAAAUAUAUUCCAAAAGAACUAUUAUGGCCACACAUCCCUGAAUUUGUUGAUGGUGCUCUUAACCACAUUUUACAGAUGUCAAAGGUUCUUGGUGAGCAAAUUGGUAAUGGACAUCCAGUCUGGCCUGUUGCUAUCCAUGGGCAUUAUGCUGAUGCAGGUGACUCUGCUGCUCUUUUAUCUGGUGCUCUGAAUGUUCCAAUGCUUUUCACUGGUCAUUCCCUGGGUCGUGAUAAGCUGGAGCAACUUUUGAGACAAGGCAGACUGUCACGGGAUGAGAUCAAUUCUACUUACAAAAUAAUGAGAAGAAUAGAGGCAGAAGAGUUAUCCCUGGAUGCCUCUGAAAUAGUAAUUACUAGCACAAGACAGGAGAUAGAGGAGCAGUGGCGUUUGUAUGAUGGUUUUGAUCCAAUACUAGAGCGUAAACUACGUGCUAGAAUUAAGCGUAAUGUGAGCUGUUAUGGAAGGUUCAUGCCUCGCAUGGUUGUAAUUCCACCUGGAAUGGAAUUUCACCACAUAAUUCCACAUGAUGGAGAUAUGGAUGGUGAAACAGAAGCAAAUGAAGAUGGCAAGUCACCAGAUCCACCUAUAUGGACAGAGAUAAUGCGCUUCUUUUCCAAUCCUAGGAAGCCUAUGAUUCUUGCACUUGCCAGGCCAGAUCCGAAGAAAAACCUAACAACCUUGGUCAAAGCAUUUGGCGAAUGUCGGCCACUAAGGGAGCUUGCUAAUCUUACCUUAAUAAUGGGUAACCGAGAUAAUAUUGAUGAAAUGUCGGGCACAAAUGCUUCUGUUCUUCUAUCAAUUCUUAAGUUGAUCGAUAAGUAUGACCUCUAUGGUCAAGUGGCAUAUCCUAAACAUCACAAGCAAUCUGAUGUUCCCGACAUCUAUCGUCUAGCAGCAAAGACCAAGGGCGUUUUUAUAAAUCCAGCUUUUAUUGAGCCUUUCGGACUUACACUGAUUGAGGCUGCAGCACAUGGUUUGCCGAUUGUUGCCACAAAAAAUGGUGGCCCUGUUGACAUACACAGGGUACUGGACAAUGGUCUCCUUGUUGAUCCCCAUGAUCAGCAAUCUAUUGCUGAUGCUCUUCUGAAGCUGGUUGCUGACAAGCAUCUCUGGGCAAAAUGUAGAGCAAAUGGACUGAAAAAUAUUCACCUUUUUUCAUGGCCAGAACACUGUAAAACUUAUCUUUCUAAAAUAGCAAGUUGCAAGCCGAGGCAGCCUCGCUGGUUGAGGAAUGAUGAUGAUGAUGAAAAUUCAGAAUCAGAUUCACCAAGUGAUUCCUUGAGGGACAUACAGGAUAUAUCUUUGAACUUAAAGUUCUCCUUUGAUGGAGAUAAGAACGAGAGCCGAGAAAAUGCCUAUGGUUCCGUAGACUCUGAAGAUCGGAAAAGUAAGCUAGAAAAUGCUGUGUUGACAUGGUCUAAGGGUGUUGCAAAGAGUGCACAGAAAUCUGGAUCUACUACUGAUAAAGGAGACCAGAACUCUAGUGCUGGUAAGUUCCCAGCAUUGAGGAGGAGGAAACACAUUUUUGUGAUUGCUGUGGACUGUGAUGCAAGUUCUGGUCUUUCUGAAACUGUUAAAAAGAUCUUUGAGGCCUUUGAGAAUGAAAGGACUGAAGGCUCAGUUGGAUUUAUCUUGGCAACAUCCUUCAACAUUACAGAAAUACGUUCUUUCCUGAUUUCUGAAGGAUUAAGUGCUACUGACUUUGAUGCAUUCAUUUGCAAUAGUGGUGGUGAUCUUUAUUAUUCAUCUCUUCAUUCAGAAGAUAACCAAUUUGUCGUGGACUUAUAUUAUCAUUCGCAUAUUGAGUACCGGUGGGGUGGUGAAGGAUUGAGGAAGACUUUAGUUCGAUGGGCAGCUUCUACAACAGAUAAAAAGGGAGAAAAAGAGGAACACAUUGUUGUGGAAGAUGAAGAGACUUCGGCUGACUAUUGCUAUUCAUUUAAAGUUCAGAAGCCUGGAGUGAUCCCCCCUGUAAAGGAAGUAAGAAAGCUGAUGAGAAUUCAGGCACUACGUUGUCAUGUUGUCUAUUGUCAAAAUGGAAGCAAGAUUAACGUAAUUCCAGUCCUGGCAUCUCGUUCCCAAGCUCUCAGGUAUUUAUAUCUCCGAUGGGGUAUGGACUUAUCGAAAGUGGUCGUUUUUGUUGGCGAAAGUGGAGACACAGACUACGAAGGACUGCUUGGCGGUGUUCAUAAGUCUGUAGUGUUGACUGGAGUUUGCAGCAGUGCAAGUAGCCAACUCCAUGCUAAUCGAAGCUACCCACUUUCUGAUGUCAUUUAUUCUGACAGUCCUAAUAUUGUCCGAACCUCUGAAGAAUGCAGCAGCUCCGAUCUCCGAGUCUUGUUGGAGGAUCAAGGGGUACUCAAGGGCUAAAUGUCUUCACUAAAAGAGAGCCCAUAUACAUGUUUGAGUUAGAAUAAUUCGACUACUGCACUACACUCUGUAAACACUGCAGUUUGGCUCCUGAAAGCUUUGUUGUUGAAAUAUUUGAAAUAAAUAUAGAUCCAUUCUUUGUUUUGCACUUGGGAGGAAAUGGAAACAAAAAGAGUUGCAUGCCCAAUAAUUGUGUACAGAUGUAAAUUUUGCUUUCCUGAAAGAGAGCUUUGUGCUUCGUCUGUACCUUAUUUUGUUUUCUUGUGACCUCUCGUUCCCAUUUAGAGUGUAAAUAAACUGUGUCGAUUUGAAGAAAUUUUAUUUAA